AUGACACGGCGACUUUGCUACCUGUUUUUGUCGUCCUGGUUUUUGUUGAGUGUGGAUAGUUUAGGUACAAUUGAAAUGUUUCAGAAAUCCUGCCAAAGCCCGAUUCACGGAUAUCUAUUCUGUUCCUUCUCUGUGACCAAAAAUUGGGAUUUCUUGAAAUUUCGAGAAUGGAGCGAUAGCUUUCCGGGGGAAAUGAAAAAUGUAGAACUCUACAUCAACUGCGAAAACGGCGCGUCUGUUUUCCUCCCCUGGCCGAUGCGCGCCCGAAGUCUGCAGGUUUUGGACAUUCAGGGCUGCAGCAUUCAGGGAUUUUAUAACGAGUAUGAGAAUCCUGCAAAUUACACGGACAGCAUUGUAGACUUAAAGAUGGCGGACUGUGUGAUAGAAGAAAACCUUAAUGACCACAUCGACCGAAACCUCAAUAAACGACCCAGCAAAAGCUUCGCGUGCGGCCAAGAAUCUGUUGUCGUCAUGGAUAUAAAAAACGUCACGUCGACGUUCCCGCGUAUUCCAACGGGACCCAAAGUAGCCAAAUAUCAAAACGUGAAGCAAAAAAAGUACUCCUGUAUUUACAACCAUAUGAUUUAUUACGAGGAAACGCUUCAGUACAGUCGGGAAAAUGACUCGACCUUCAGUCAUUAUCCCGUGCUUAAAGUCGCUACAUUUUCCUCCAACAAUCUGUCGACUGUUCCUUCUAAAGGCAGGGACUGGCCGUCAUUCUUCCCAGUCCUAGAGGUGCUUGAUAUCUCUAAUAACAGCAUCACUGAUUUUUAUUUUGAAGAUCCAAAUGAAAACCGUACCCUUUACGUUGAUAUGCGUUAUAACUCUGUUGUCGAUGUACCAACGAACAUGACGUCAUAUUUACAAGAAGCUCGUGCCGUUAUUAUUGACUUGCGUCACAACCCCAUUCGAUGCGGUUGCAGUGUUUUGAACUUCAAAGAAUAUCUGUUGGAAAUCCAAACAAGAUUUCCAACCUGGUAUAAUGGAACUGAGGUUUACUGCGAGACCCAAGAACAGAAACUGAUAUUGAUAACAACAAUCACCAUGGAAACAUGUACUACCGAUAAAUAA
Messenger RNA from Ostrea edulis (European flat oyster), 1071 nucleotides. RefSeq lists its product as uncharacterized. The record is from RefSeq and is a predicted model, not a curated record. Gene Ontology annotation, cellular component: extracellular matrix. NCBI's taxonomy places the organism in Eukaryota, Metazoa, Mollusca, Bivalvia, Ostreida, Ostreidae. The transcript has a single exon. Bases 1 to 1071 code for a protein of 356 amino acids.